Molecule: messenger RNA, 6972 nt
Organism: Pezoporus flaviventris
Lineage: Eukaryota; Metazoa; Chordata; Aves; Psittaciformes; Psittacidae
Gene: TLL1
Product: tolloid like 1
Exons: 20
Coding region: 2150-5098 (982 amino acids)
Biological process (GO): proteolysis
Molecular function (GO): calcium ion binding; zinc ion binding; metalloendopeptidase activity
Source: RefSeq, a predicted model, not a curated record
CGGACGGCCAGCACCAGCGGAGAGAAGGGGCGCGUAGGGCGGCUGCCAGGGAGGCGCUGCGCCCCGAGGCAGCGGUGACGGGUGCGCCGCGCCGCCGGCUCUGCCGGCGCUCCUGGCACAGGCGGGGAAAGGGACGAUCUCCGGAUUUCCACCUCUGCGACAGGGGGAAGGCAACCGGGAAGUUUUGCGGGAAGAGCGAGCCUGUGCGGGCUCGGACAUGAGAGGAAGACGCAGCCGCUUCUUCGCGGCAGCCCUUUCAAAAGUCAGUGUUAAAUGUGACACCCCGGCGAAAUGGGAGCAGGAGAAACUCCCCGCUUCCCACCCCUUGUCCCCCCCCCCCCCCCCGCCCUUUUCCAUGGAAACUCGUAAAAGGAGGAGGAGUAGAGUUUGCUACGGAAAAGUCUCACCUUGGUCUGAAACAGUUUCAAGCGUUUCUGCAGGAUCGGAGCUGCCCGGCUCGGGGGAGGGGACGAGGCAGGCGGAGUGGGAGGGAGAUCUUUAGCUACCUUCAUGUAUAUAUUUUAUUUAUUUUCCGCUUGCUCUUAUUUUAUUCCAGCGGCACGUCUCAGCCCCUCCUCCCCCCUCCCUCUCCAGGUUGGUCGGCUGAAAUGAGGCUUUGCUUGCUGAUCCCUUCUCGGGCUUCAAACCAGAGCCCGGCCCCGCGCAGGCGGCAGCAGUUCGGGGCGCUUCGGCGCUGAAGCGCGCCGGAGCCGAGCAGGACACCGCGGAGUGGAGUGGGGCGGAGGCCCCGCGGAAACUUCGCUUGGAAAAUAGACCUCCGCCGCUUUCCUGGGGAUCCACGUGAGAACAGGAAAGCCCGGCUGCAAGAUCCCCGCGCUGUUGCCUGCUGCAGUUUUACUUUUUGUUUGCCUUGACUAUUUUUUUUUUUCUUCUGUUUGUUUGUUCUUACUUUCAUUUCGGAACCGGUUCCCAGCUCCUUGGCUGAACUUCUGGAGACCAGUGGACCUUUUAUAUUGCCUUCCUCUGUUUUAAGCAAACUAUGGACGCUUAAACUUUCCUCUUUCCCCCUCCCCCUCGCUCCUUAACCCCCACCCAUCAGCUCAUGGGGCUAACGCUGCAAAGCAGCCGCAGCAGUGGGAGAAAUACACAGCCACUGACUUAUUUUCCCGUCUCCUAAAUUGCAGUUAGUUCUUCUCAUCGACCUUCUCAUCACUCAUUCUCUCCAGCUUUUUCGGCUGCCGGGUGUCUAUGUGUGCAUUGUUUUAUCUGAUCUCAAUUCUUUUGUUGUUGUUGAAAUGCCAUGCACUGCUUAUCUAGAGAGAAAGCUAUAUGGAGAUAGAGGCAUAUAGUGAAUGCGCGUGUGUUUCCAUAAGACUAUCAAGGGAGCAGAUCAGAAGCAGCCCGGAUCCUGACCCUGACUGUAUGAAUAAGUAAGCAGGAUGCUGACGACUGUGUGUUAGUUGCCUGUAAGGUUUUCGUAAGUUAAAAGGGGACGGAGAAGCGGGGGAACGGACCAGAGACAGAGCUUAGAGUAAGUGUUUGUGCAGGGGAGGGGGGGGGGGGGGAGCUCUGACACUUUGCUCCCUCCUCCAGCAUAGCUGCUGCCUCCCAUCACUAGAGCUCCGCGGUUUGCUCUAGUGCACCCCACCCCUUCUCUCCCUUUUCUUUCUUUCCUUUUUUCUUUCUUUCUUUCUCUCCCCCCCCCCUCCCCGCUGUAGUUUGCUGAUGUGCAGCCCGGAUCCAUCUAUUGGCAGCAGCAGCGGGACCGAGGUCGGCGGGCGCGGAGCGGGACGCGAGCAGCGGCCGCCCCCUCCUCCUCCUCCGCGGGAAGUUUGGCUGGGGUUUGACAGAGGCGAGGGGGCGCCCUGACAGACAGGAUCUCCCGGCCUGAGUCCACCCCCCGCGCCCACCCAGCGACGUCUCCCCGGCGAGGUGGCUGGCUGGGGGCAGAGGGGCACCGGCGCUCAUGCUUCUCGCUCCGUGUUACACCCGUCUGACUGGGGCUACCUAAGCACCGUGUCUUCGAAGAGCCUCCAGGUGAAGAACGAAAAAAAAAAAGCCAAAACACCGCCCCCCAAAACCUGUGAUUCCUCCAUCCCUUACCCUGCUUUCCCAAGCCGACGUGGACAGCUGAGCCGGCCGCCUAAUUCAUCUGCGCCCUGCCUACCGCGUCUCUGCCCGAGGGAGGAUGAAAAUGCUUUGCUGGAGGAUGGCACUGUGGCUGGCCGGGUGGACUGUCUGUGGGAAGCCUUCCUCCUGUUUUGGCCUUGAUUAUGACUACACUUAUGAUUUCACUGAAGAGGAUAAAGCUGAGGGGAUAGAUUAUAAGGAUCCUUGCAAAGCCGCUGUCUUUUGGGGAGAUAUUGCCUUAGAUGAUGAAGACUUAAAAAUCUUUCAAAUUGACAGGACGAUUGAUCUUACGCAGCACUCCAACGAAAGACUUGGCCAUAACACAGGCUUUGAGCAAAAUAAUACAUCUAAAGGAAGAACUACUGUAAAAUUCUCAGGGAAAAAUGAGAAAAGCAGAUUUCCCAGAGCUGCUACAUCACGAACAGAAAGAAUAUGGCCAGGGGGUGUCAUUCCAUAUGUAAUAGGUGGAAAUUUCACUGGCACCCAGCGCGCCAUGUUCAAACAGGCUAUGCGGCACUGGGAAAAGUACACGUGUGUUACGUUUAUUGAACGAAGCGAUGAAGAAAGUUAUAUUGUAUUUACAUACAGACCGUGUGGGUGCUGUUCUUAUGUGGGUCGAAGGGGAAAUGGCCCUCAGGCUAUAUCUAUUGGCAAGAACUGUGAUAAAUUUGGUAUAGUUGUCCAUGAGUUGGGUCAUGUGAUAGGUUUUUGGCACGAACAUACACGACCAGACCGUGAUGACCAUGUCACCAUCAUUAGAGAAAACAUCCAGCCUGGUCAAGAAUACAACUUCUUGAAGAUGGAGCCUGGAGAGGUGAACUCCCUUGGGGAACCUUAUGACUUUGACAGCAUAAUGCACUAUGCCAGGAACACCUUCUCAAGGGGCAUGUUUCUGGAUACCAUUCUCCCUUCCCGUGAUGAUAAUGGUAUACGACCUGCCAUUGGCCAGCGUACUCGUCUAAGUAAAGGAGAUAUUGCACAGGCAAGAAAGCUGUAUAGAUGUCCAGCCUGUGGCGAAACACUGCAGGAAUCUACAGGCAACUUUUCUUCUCCAGGAUUUCCAAAUGGUUACCCUUCCUACACACACUGCAUAUGGAGAAUCUCUGUGACCCCAGGGGAGAAGAUUGUUUUAAACUUCACCACCAUGGACCUUUACAAGAGCAGUCUCUGUUGGUACGAUUAUAUUGAAGUAAGAGAUGGCUACUGGAGAAAAUCACCUCUGCUUGGCAGGUUUUGUGGUGACAAACUGCCAGAAGUUCUCGCAUCCUCGGACAGUAGGAUGUGGAUCGAGUUCCGCAGCAGCAGCAACUGGGUUGGGAAAGGUUUUGCAGCAAUCUAUGAAGCUAUCUGUGGAGGUGAAAUCCACAAAAAUGAAGGCCAGAUCCAGUCUCCCAAUUAUCCUGAUGACUACAGACCAAUGAAGGAAUGUGUGUGGAAAAUAACAGUAUCAGAAAACUACAAUGUUGGAUUAACCUUUCAAGCAUUUGAGAUUGAAAGACACGAUAACUGUGCAUAUGACUACUUGGAAAUUCGAGAUGGAACAAAUGAGAACAGUCCUUUAAUUGGUCACUUUUGUGGCUAUGACAAACCAGAAGACAUAAGAUCUACCUCUAAUACCCUGUGGAUGAAGUUUGUUUCUGAUGGAACUGUUAACAAAGCAGGGUUUGCAGCUAACUUUUUUAAAGAGGAAGAUGAAUGUGCCAAACCUGACAAUGGUGGCUGUGAGCAGCGCUGUGUAAAUACUCUGGGCAGUUACCAGUGCGCCUGUGAUCCUGGUUAUGAGCUUGGUCCUGACAAAAAGAGCUGUGAAGCUGCUUGUGGAGGACUCCUGACAAAGCUAAAUGGGACUAUAACCACGCCAGGGUGGCCCAAAGAGUAUCCUCCAAACAAAAACUGUGUGUGGCAGGUGGUUGCCCCAACGCAAUACCGAAUUUCAGUGAAGUUUGAGUUUUUUGAGUUAGAAGGGAAUGAAGUUUGCAAAUAUGAUUAUGUGGAGAUUCGUAGUGGCCUUUCUUCUGAUUCUAAACUACAUGGUAAAUUCUGCGGUACAGAAGUGCCUGAAGUUAUCACUUCUCAGUACAACAACAUGCGAAUUGAGUUCAGAUCUGACAACACGGUGUCAAAAAAAGGCUUCAAAGCACACUUCUUCUCAGACAAGGAUGAGUGUUCAAAGGACAAUGGUGGCUGCCAGCACGAGUGCAUCAACACGGUAGGAAGCUAUGUUUGCCAGUGCCGAAAUGGAUUUGUGCUACAUGAAAAUAAACAUGACUGCAAGGAGGCUGAGUGUGAACAGAAGAUCCAUAGUCCCAAUGGCAUCAUCACGAGUCCCAACUGGCCCGACAAGUAUCCCAGCAGAAAGGAGUGCACAUGGGAAAUCAGUGCCACCCCGGGGCAGAGGGUCAAGUUGACCUUUAAUGAAUUUGAGAUAGAACAACAUCAAGAAUGUGCUUAUGACCACUUGGAAGUGUUUGAUGGUGAAAGUGAAAAAGCACCAAUUCUGGGACGUUUAUGUGGCAAUAAGAUACCAGAUCCUCUUAUUGCUACUGGAAACAAAAUGUUUCUCCGCUUUGUUUCUGAUGCAUCGGUUCAAAGAAAAGGCUUCCAAGCAACACACUCUACAGAGUGUGGUGGUCGGCUGAAAGCUGAAACCAAGCCCAAAGAUCUGUACUCACAUGCUCAGUUUGGCGAUAACAACUAUCCAGUUCAGGCAGACUGCGACUGGCUACUGGUGGCAGAGCGCAGCAAUCGAGUUGAGUUAAUGUUUCAGACGUUUGAGGUUGAAGAAGAGGCAGACUGUGGUUACGAUUAUGUGGAGCUCUUUGAUGGUCAUGAUAAGACAGCUGUGAGACUUGGUCGAUUUUGUGGAUCUGGGCCACCAGAAGAAAUCUAUUCAGCAGGAGAAGCUCUUUUACUUCACUUUCACACGGAUGAUACAAUCAACAAGAAAGGAUUUCAUAUACGAUACAGAAGUAUAAAAUAUCCAGGCAGUGUGCACACCAAAAAAUAACACAAGAACCUCUGAGCCAGAAAAGGAGAGUGAGAAAGAAAGAACGCACAGUGAAAAGGAACAAAGGUGUGUCUUUUUUUUUAAACUGCAGUUAUUAGCACAGAUGUUUUAUAUGAGUUCAGUUGAAACGGCGACCAGAGACUGAACUAAAAUUGAAAAAGAAAAUCAGCUAUACCGGAGAAAUAGUCAAGAUGAUGAUGUGAAGGCUCCAUACUUGACUGUUGCUGCAAAGCUUGCAAAAGGACUUUGCAUGCAGGGAGAAUAGAAGAGCUUUUGUUCGUGGUUUGACGUUUGUCAUAGAUGCGUGCAGAUUCAAUCAGUUGCAUUCAGGGGAAGUGACCCUUCAGACCGUUCUUCCUUCUGACAAUUGUAUGGUGUCCAGGAAGAAAAAAAAAAAAAAAAAGCUCUUUCAGGUCACACAAUCAAAAUACUGUCCUUAUAUCUAGUUGCUUUGACUUUAUAUCCUGCAUAUGGUGUGUACAAGGACUUGAAAGAAGAUAAGAAAUGGGAAGGUCUUCCUACAUUAUUCUGUAUUUUUUACAAAUUCAUCUGUCAUAUCAGGUUAACAGUGUUUUGAAACUGGAAAAUCCUACUUCUGAAACGUAACUGAUCUUUAGAGUAUUUUGUUUUACUAAUGGCUGAGAAGUCUGAACUGUUACAUCGGUCACUAGUUGACCAAUCGCUAGUUGACUGAAUUUGAACAGUGUAAGCAUCUAUAAAAUGUUUGGUUUACGAGUUAAGUAAGCUAUCUCUGAUGAUGUGCUCUUAUUUUGCACUGAACAUAGAAAGACUAAGAUGAAAACCUGUCCUGAAUCAAAAUCUGUAUCCAUGAGAAACAGAAAUAGUCAAGGAUCAUAUGAAACUCCUCCUACUGAAUUUGUUUUCAACAGUACAUUUGGAGCCACUACUAAGCUUUGUUUCUUUGGACCUCUUUUGUGAAUGAGCUAAUUAUCUGGUUUGGCUACGCAGAAAUGAAGCUGCAGUGGUAUCCAAGAGGGAGGUUUCCCAAAGAGUUGUUUUUUUUCUCUGGGAGUAAGAGUAUCUGUGAUGGUGAAAAGAGCAAAUCAAAAUAACAGACCCAGGAUUUCUUUGUUAUUGAGUGAAUUCCUAUGGUGCUAUUCCAUGAACACUAAAAACAAACCCAAGAAGUUUUAGACUUUUGAGCCAACAGCUUGCAGAUCAUGAAUGUCUCACUAUGCCUGGCUGCAUCUGGAGAAGGAAGGUUUUACUGCUCCAACGGAGAGUGAGUUGCAACGGCAGCACUAGUCCUGUGGAACAACUACUACUAUUGCCUUAGAAUCCUCGCACACGGUCAGACAGAUCUUCCUGUAGAUACACCUCUAAUUUGAUAAAUAUGUUGACGACUUGGACAUCUUAGUGUACACUAACAAAAGGAUCCUCAAGUGAAAGCCCCAUCUGCAGAGCGAGAUCAUCUGCUGUAAAUACAGUGACCUGCUUUUGAUGUAGAGAUAUGUUACGUUUAGAACUGAGAUAUUCUAUGUGUUUAGGCCAGACAUGGCUUUAGUCAUAAUGUAUAUGCAUUAUGUAAGUAUUGUAUGAAUGAGUGCUUCAGGGGAGUGAAAGGUAUUGUAUGGGUGAAAAUGGAAUUGUUUCUUUAUGUGCCAAGUUCUGUCAGGACCCUGUUUGACUGUAGCAACUUUUCUUUAAAGGCUUCAUAGACAGAUAACGAGGACUUCUAGUUGGCAAGAAUCAAGUUUAAACGUAUUAUGUUUCACUUACGAGAAAUAUUAUUUUGAUAUCCUUUGAUGUAAGUUGCUACUCAGAUUAGCUUAGUUUCUGUUUCCUUACUAUGAACAUACAUUGGCACUAAUAAAUCUGACUUUUUUUAUAUAAAAAUAAAACCCAAAUGUCUA